Molecule: messenger RNA, 1691 nt
Organism: Hevea brasiliensis (rubber tree)
Lineage: Eukaryota; Viridiplantae; Streptophyta; Magnoliopsida; Malpighiales; Euphorbiaceae
Product: receptor-like cytoplasmic kinase 176
Exons: 6
Coding region: 235-1380 (381 amino acids)
Biological process (GO): protein phosphorylation
Molecular function (GO): ATP binding; protein kinase activity
Source: RefSeq, a predicted model, not a curated record
CUUGCCCUGUAGCCUGCAGCCAUUAUUGCCUUUAAACUGUACGAUAAAAACCCACACUCAGAACUUGCAAGUGGACGUUUUGCUUCGUGGGUGAUUCUAGCUUUCUCCUCCUCUAGGUGUAAUAGUUAGCCUUCAAAUGUUCAAUUGAGUGUCUUCGACUCUUCGUCCAAGUUUUCUUGAGGAAAUCUUUAGAGGCUGGUGCUGGUGAGAAGGGUCAAUCUAAGCUUUCUCUCCAUGGGUUCGUGCAUCAGUACAAGAACCAAUCCCGAGACGGAUCGUCAUCAUGGUGCCAAUGCCGAGACGGAUCUUCAUCAUGUGCCUUCACUUCCUCAGACAGAGGGUGGGAUCAUAAAAGCAGCCAAUUUGGAGUGCUUUUGCUUCAGUGAACUGGCAGCAGCCACAGGACACUUCAAUAAAGAGAAUUUGUUGGGUUUGGGAGAGUUCGGUGUUGUCUACAGAGGAUGGAUUGAUGAGCAUUCACUAAAGGCUACAAGUCCUACGAAGGGCAUGGCUAUUGCUGUAAAGAAGCUUAGGCAUGACAGUUGCCAGGGUCAACAAGAAUGGUUGACAGAAAUCAAAUACCUGGGGCAGCUGUGUCAUCCAAAUCUUGUGAAAUUGAUCGGUUAUUGCUUAGAGGAUAAAAACCGGCUUCUAGUAUACGAGUUUAUGCCAAAAGGCAGCUUGGAUAGACAUCUAUUUGAAGCAGGAGAUUCUACCUUCCAAAUACUCUCUUGGGAUCAACGAAUAAAAGUUGCUCUCAGCAUUGCUAAGGCGCUAGCAUUUCUCCAUCAUGAGGUGCACGCAAUACAUCGAGAUGUUAAGACUUCCAAUAUCCUGCUUGAUUUGAACUAUAAUGCUAAACUCAGUGACUUUGGGUUGGCCAAGGAUGGGUCUGUCAACAGUAGAAGCCAUGUUACAGCAAGGGUUUUGGGUACUGAAGGGUAUUAUGCUCCUGAGUAUAUGGAGUCAGGUCAUCUAUCAACAAGAUGUGAAGUAUAUAGUUUUGGGGUUGUUCUACUGGAAUUGUUAUGUGGCAGGCCAGCCAUAGACACAGAAAGGCCAGACGAGGAAACGAACUUGGUCCAGUGGGCAAGGCCUUGCCUUGACAAUGCAUACACUAUUUUCCGGAUUCUGGAUGCUAGAAGCUUGGGCCAUUUUUCAAAAUACAGUGUGCUAAAAACAGCUAAAUUAGCAUCUCUAUGCGUCUUAUCAGAACCAACGUCUAGACCAACCAUGAAAGAAGUGGUAGAAGCCUUGGAAAAACUUCAAGAACCCAAUGAAAAUGAGGGAUCUAGUGACAGAGUGUCCAAAUCAAAGAGUAACAAAAUGCAGUAUGCCACCCAGCCUUGUCGUGUGAAACCGAACAGCUACCCAGCCUAGCCCUGUCCAUGGCAUAUGCUUCGCGUCUCUCAAACCAGCAUGCUUUCAAGCUGCGUGAAUCUACACAGCCAUGUAGUCGUUGGCUAGCUGUGUCCGGUUUGUUUUUAAACUUGCUAUUAAGUUUCUAAUUCCUAUUAUAAGUAGGAUUCUUCUUUCAUCAUGAUUGUGUUUUAUUUUCUUACUUAAUUUAGGACUUGUAAAGUUUAUUCCUAUUUAGUUUAGGAAUCAUAACUCUAUAUAAACCCAUGUAUUCUUUGUAUCAAGAGAACUUUUGCAACUUCUCAUCAAUAAACAGAUUUUUCUUCAAUAAA